Messenger RNA from Suncus etruscus (white-toothed pygmy shrew), 1996 nucleotides. RefSeq names its product myocyte enhancer factor 2A (gene MEF2A). The transcript has 11 exons. Gene Ontology annotation, molecular function: RNA polymerase II cis-regulatory region sequence-specific DNA binding; DNA-binding transcription factor activity, RNA polymerase II-specific; protein dimerization activity. Bases 232 to 1803 code for a protein of 523 amino acids. The record is from RefSeq and is a predicted model, not a curated record. Gene Ontology annotation, biological process: heart development; cell differentiation; positive regulation of transcription by RNA polymerase II. NCBI's taxonomy places the organism in Eukaryota, Metazoa, Chordata, Mammalia, Eulipotyphla, Soricidae.
GCCGCGGCCUAAAAGUAGCGCCGGGUCGGUGCGGGGAGCGUCCGGGUGGCCGUCGGGGCCCGCGGAGGAGCGGGCGGAGCGCAGGCGGCGCACGAUCUUAGAAAAUUUCAGCUAUAGCCCAUGGACUAGACGCUGAAAUAAAUAGAAGCGGUGUACGAUGCAUUAGGGUCUUGAAGAGAAGUAAUUUUUGACUUAAAUAUUUGGAAUAUCAGGAAGGAAAGGUGCCUGAAAAUGGGGCGGAAGAAAAUACAAAUCACACGCAUUCUGGAUGAAAGGAACCGGCAGGUGACCUUCACCAAGCGCAAGUUCGGGCUGAUGAAGAAGGCCUAUGAGCUGAGCGUGCUGUGCGACUGCGAGAUCGCGCUCAUCAUCUUCAACAGCUCCAACAAGCUCUUCCAGUACGCCAGCACCGACAUGGACAAGGUGCUGCUCAAGUACACGGAGUACAACGAGCCCCACGAGAGCAGGACCAACUCGGACAUCGUGGAGACCCUAAGAAAGAAAGGCCUCAAUGGUUGUGAGAGCCCUGAUGCUGACGAGUACUUUGAGCACAGUCCACUGUCGGACGACAGAUUCAGCAAACUAACUGAAGAGAGUGAUUUUAUUUUCAAAAGAGGCCCUGCUCUGAGCAAGAAGGAGCACCGAGGCUGCGACAGCCCCGACCCUGACACUUCCUAUGUGCUCACUCCUCACACGGAAGAAAAAUAUAAAAAAAUUAACGAGGAAUUUGAUAACAUGAUGCGGAGUCACAAGCUCGCACCCGGGGUGCCCCCUCAGAACUUUUCCAUGUCUGUCACUGUCCCCGUGACCAGCCCUAGCAUUUUGUCCUACACUAACCCAGGGGGGUCCCUGGUGGCCCCGUCUUUGGCAGCCAGCUCAACGCUAACAGAUUCGAGCAUGCUGUCUCCGCCUCAAGCCACGUUGCACAGGAACGUGUCCCCUGGAGCCCCUCAGAGACCUCCGAGUACUGGCAACCCAGGUGGGAUGCUGAGCACGUCAGACCUCCCGGUGCCAAACGGAGCUGGAAGCAGCCCAGUGGGGAAUGGAUUUCUAAAUUCCAGAGCCUCUCCGAACUUGAUCGGAAGUCCCAGCGCGACUGGUGCGGGCAAAGUCCUGCCCACCAAAUCCCCCCCUCCUCCGGGUGGGGGCAGCCUCGGAAUGAGCAGCCGCAAGCCGGACCUUCGCGUGGUCAUCCCUCCUUCCAGCAAGGGCAUGAUGCCCCCCCUGAACACCCAAAGGAUCGGUGGCUCUCAGGCCGUGCAGCCCAGCCUGGCCACCCCCGUGGUGUCCGUGACCACCCCCAGCCUGCCCCCACAGGGCGUCGUGUACUCAGCAAUGCCCACGGCCUACAGCACUGAUUACUCGCUGCCCAGUGCCGACCUGUCUGCCCUGCAGGGCUUCAGCCCCCCGGGAACGCUGGCUCUGGGCCAGGUGGCUGCCUGGCCACAGCACCAGCUCGGGCAGGCCGCCCUCAGCUCUCUCGUCGCCGGCGGGCAUGUUUCUCAGGGUUCCAGCCUCUCCAUCAACACCAGCCCCAACAUCAGCAUCAAGACGGAGCCCAUCUCGCCGCCCCGGGACCGCGUGACGCCCUCCGGCUUCCAGCCGCAGCCGCAGCCCCGCCAGGAGAUGGGCCGCUCGCCCGUGGACAGUCUGAGCAGCUCCAGCAGCUCCUACGACGGCAGCGACCGGGAGGACCCCCGCGCCGACUUCCACUCGCCCCUGGUGCUGGCCAGGCCUCCGGACGCCGAGGACAGGGACAGCCCCUCGGGGAAGCGGAUGCGGAUGGACGCCUGGGUCACCUAGGGUGGCUGGACGGGCACGGCGGAGCUGCCCUGCCUGCCCGGCGCCUGUCAGGGGCACACACAUAUAUAUCCCUUCACGUAUGUAUGUAUGUGGGUGUGCGUGUGCGAGGGGGGGUGGGCAUACCAGCCGGGCGCUUCCCCCACGCGCUCCGUGUCUGUGUGUGGCCCACGGAGCCGCUGGAGGCAGAGUUCGG